AUGGAUGCUUCGUCUCAAUCUGAGAGGGUAAUUCUUGCAGAGAGACGCGGAGGAUUCGGUGGUGGAUCCGAUCGAUCGAUCAAUCGAUCAUCCCUCGCUUGCUUUUCCUCUAAUUGGCUUGGCGAUCACUCGGCAAGUUGUGUUGAGGAGAUAAAUCGAGUUAUCUUGGCUGGUGAAGAUGUGAAAUGGCAAGUUGAUACGUGGAGGGUUGGUUCGGUUGCUCUUCAGGUUACUCGUUCAAUUGGUGAUGAUGAUCUAAAACCGGCUGUAAUAGCUGAACUAGAAGUAACUGAGACAACAUUAUCUGAGUAUGAUGAAUACCUGGUAAUGUCUAGUGACGGCCUUUGGGAUGUGAUGAGCAGUGAAGACAUUGUGAGCAUUAUCAAGAACACUGUUAAAGUACCUGGGAUGUGUUCAAAAAGUUUAGCAACUGAGGCUGCUAAACGUGGAAGCAAAGACAAUAUUACAGUUAUUGUUAUUUUUCUGUGA
Molecule: messenger RNA, 489 nt
Organism: Impatiens glandulifera
Lineage: Eukaryota; Viridiplantae; Streptophyta; Magnoliopsida; Ericales; Balsaminaceae
Product: protein kinase and PP2C-like domain-containing protein
Exons: 3
Coding region: 1-489 (162 amino acids)
Biological process (GO): protein dephosphorylation
Cellular component (GO): cytosol; nucleus
Molecular function (GO): protein serine/threonine phosphatase activity
Source: RefSeq, a predicted model, not a curated record